This is a messenger RNA of Manis javanica (Malayan pangolin), 1772 nucleotides long. The record is from RefSeq and is a predicted model, not a curated record. NCBI's taxonomy places the organism in Eukaryota, Metazoa, Chordata, Mammalia, Pholidota, Manidae.
GCUAGCCUCCUAAAUCUACCCAGGAACGAGCUGAGUUCCCUUUCCUCUCUCAGACAUGGGCACACCGCAGAAGGAUGUUACUAUCAAGUCAGAUGCACCUGACACCCUACUAUUAGAGAAGCAUGCAGAUUAUAUUGCUUCCUAUGGCUCAAAAAAAGAUGAUUAUGAAUACUGUAUGUCUGAGUAUUUGAGAAUGAGUGGCAUCUAUUGGGGUCUGACCGUAAUGGAUCUCAUGGGACAACUACAUCGCAUGAAUAGAGAAGAAAUUCUGACAUUUAUAAAGUCUUGUCAACAUGAGUGUGGUGGAGUAAGUGCUAGUAUUGGACAUGAUCCUCAUCUUUUGUACACUCUUAGUGCUGUUCAGAUUCUUACUUUGUAUGAUAGUAUUGAUGCUAUUGAUGUAAAUAAAGUUGUGGAAUAUGUUCAGAGUCUACAGAAAGAAGAUGGUUCUUUUGCUGGAGAUAUUUGGGGAGAAAUUGAUACAAGAUUCUCCUUUUGUGCAGUGGCAACUUUGGCUCUAUUAGGGAAACUUGAUGCUAUUAAUGUGGAAAAGGCAAUCGAAUUUGUUUUAUCAUGUAUGAAUUUUGAUGGUGGAUUUGGCUGUAGGCCAGGUUCUGAAUCUCAUGCUGGGCAGAUCUAUUGUUGCACAGGAUUCCUGGCUAUUACUAGUCAGUUGCAUCAAAUUAAUUCCGAUUUACUUGGUUGGUGGCUCUGUGAAAGACAGUUACCAUCAGGUGGACUCAAUGGAAGACCAGAGAAGUUACCAGAUGUAUGCUAUUCAUGGUGGGUGUUGGCUUCCCUAAAGAUAAUUGGAAGGCUUCAUUGGAUUGAUAGAGAAAAACUGCGUAGUUUCAUAUUAGCAUGUCAAGAUGAAGAAACAGGAGGAUUUGCAGACAGGCCAGGAGAUAUGGUAGAUCCUUUUCAUACUUUAUUUGGAAUUGCUGGAUUAUCACUUUUGGGAGAAGAACAGAUCAAACCUGUUAGUCCUGUGUUUUGCAUGCCUGAAGAAGUACUUCAGAGAGUGAAUGUUCAGCCUGAACUAGUGAGCCAGAGUCACUGAUAGAAAAGUUGCUCUACUAUAGUUUCAAAAUCUCAACAUUUCUGUAUUUGAAGUCCUUAUCAGACUUAAAAAUGAUUACUCAUAUUUUAUAUAUGAAUUGUGUUAAUAAACUAUGUAAUUAUAUAUAUUGUAAAAUAAAGACCUUUAUUGUAUCUUAAGCUCUAGAUUUUCUUCUGGAAUGCUGUUAUUCUGAGUACAGUAUUUUGUUUAUGCAUCAGUAUAUUUCCUGUUUGUGUAACAGCAGAUUGAGUUUUGAGAAAUAAUUAGCUGAAAAAUGUCUGGUGUACUUAAUUUUCCCAUGUUCUCCCUUCAUAUGUUAUAUAAUGACAGGCAAUAUAAAUCAGUGUCAAUGAUAGUGUCAAUAGAUAAAAAUUGAUAAACCCAUGUAAAUUAAAAUAUGCACAAAAAUUAAUGGCUGUUGUGAUUUGGGAAAAUUUAUAAGUAUAUUAGUCACAAAGUAAUUUAGGUAAAUGACAUUUAUCUUAGAAUAAGAUUGAUUGCAGUCUCGACUACACUGUUCUUAACAUUUUGUCAGAAUGCUGGCAAAUCCACCAAAUGGUUGGCUUUUUUUUUUUCCUCUACCAAUAAGGAUACAGAAGCUAUUUGCCACGAUAUUUUUUGAACUUGUGUUUUCAGAAAGACUAAAAUGAACUCAACUGUUCUCUUAAUGGUUUUGCAUUCUUGGUGAAAAUAAAGUAUCUUAGUGAACGUU